Rhododendron vialii is the source of this 630-nucleotide messenger RNA. RefSeq names its product signaling peptide TAXIMIN 1-like. NCBI's taxonomy places the organism in Eukaryota, Viridiplantae, Streptophyta, Magnoliopsida, Ericales, Ericaceae. The transcript is spliced from 2 exons. Bases 113 to 358 code for a protein of 81 amino acids. The record is from RefSeq and is a predicted model, not a curated record.
AACUGCACACAACCAAAUCACUAGGACGGAAAAAAACCCCCACAGACACCCCCGCCCCCCAAACCAACAGGAGGAGGAGAAGGAGAAGAAGAAAGAAUUAAGAAAGAAAGCCAUGUGCAGCUGUUGUUGUUAUGAGGAUUGUGAAUGCAGGCCUCUCGGCUUCCUCUUGGGCCUUCCCUUCGCCUUCGUGUCCCUCAUACUAUCCGUCAUCGGCAUCGUCAUCUGGAUCGUUGGGUUGGCGUUGACAUGUGUGUGCCCGUGUUGCUUGUGCGCGACGGUAAUAGUGGAGCUAGCCUUGGGAUUGAUCAAGGCUCCGAUUCACGUUAUCAAGUGGUUUACGGAACAGAUCCCCUGUUAGAUCCAAUUUCAAUUCUAAUAUCUCUUCUAAUCAAAUUCUACUUCUGUCGGUGAAAUUCUACGUCUGUGGUUAAAGAUAGUUCCGCUAGAACACAAGGAUCCAGAGUACAGAGAAAGAAAGAAAAGAAUUUUGAUGUUAUUUUUUUAGUUGAUUUACUGGAACGAGAUCCUUACUGUUAUGAUGAUGAUUCUUGAUUUUUUUUUUUUUUGAUCCGAUGAUUCUUGAUGUUCACAUACCUUCAAUCUGAUAAACAUGAUGUUUUCUUUACUUUA